AUGCAGAACAAGCUUGCGCUUGCACUUGGUGCUUCCGUGGCAGCCAUAUGCUAUCCCAACGAAAACUCGUCUUGGCUAAAGCUUGUUUUUUCUCUUUCCUCUUUUCCUCUUUUCCUCUCCUUCAUUCCUCUUUCCCAGCUCUACGACUCGCCGGUUGCGGAGGAGACUGAGAACAAAAUGAAAGAAUAUAUGACAACUGGACGGCAACAGAAUCGUGAGACACUCCGUUUCUCCGACAAGAUCGCAGUUUACCAAGGUCGUAGCCCUGCAAAUGCCGUGUAA
Molecule: messenger RNA, 282 nt
Organism: Sporothrix schenckii 1099-18
Lineage: Eukaryota; Fungi; Ascomycota; Sordariomycetes; Ophiostomatales; Ophiostomataceae
Exons: 1
Coding region: 1-282 (93 amino acids)
Source: RefSeq, a predicted model, not a curated record